CUUCAUUCCUUUGAAGCUUAAACAUCUCCAUAUCUCUCUCUCUCUCUCUCCCUCUUCGUCCUCUGUUCUGCUCUGCUUCUUCAACUCCUUGUAUUGUGAGCUUUGUUGCAGGAGAUUCGAUUUUUUUAAGGGGAGGAGGAUAGAUUAGAGCAAGGUCUGUCGAAGCUACGGCGAUGAAGAAGGCGGAGCAAGUCGUCGGGACGGCGAAGAGCGUGUUGUCGCGGCCGAGGCGCCGCCCGGAGGCGGAGGUUUCGCAGCAGCGAGUGGUCCGCAUCUUCUUCUUCGAUGAUGACGCCACAGAUUCCUCCAGCGACGAGGGCGGGUGCCGCCGCGUGAAGCGGUUCGUGCAGGAGGCCCGGUUGGAGAUCGCUGCUGGAGGCUCGGCUGAGGCAGGCAAGCGUAAGGCCGUGAAGGGAGGCUCCGAAGCCAGGAAGAAGCGAGCAGAAUGGCAGGCGCCGGCCGGCGCCAGCAAGGAGGGCGGCGAGCGCAGGUUCCGCGGAGUCCGGCGCCGGCCGUGGGGGAAGUACGCGGCGGAGAUCAGAGAUCCGUGGCGGCGUGUCCGCCUGUGGCUCGGCACAUACAACACCGCCGAGGAGGCCGCGAAGAGCUACGACUGUGCCGCCAUCAGGCUACGUGGCCCCGACGCCGCCACCAACUUCCCCACCGCGGCGGCCACGUCAGGCUGCCCUGCUCCGCCAUCGCGACGUCCGAAGCACUUGGAAACCAACUUCGCUUCCACCUCCGGCGGAUACCACUCCGGAUGCGAGGAGUCGCCGCUCAACGUCACAUCCCCGACCUCCGUCCUCCGAUGCUUCGCCCCAUCCUCCUCCGCCGCCUCCCAAUCAGAACAAAAGCCCAGACCUCCUGCGUCAGCCUUCCCGGCGAUCCCGCCGCCGUUGGAUCUGGGCGAGUUCCUGCCUUUCGCAGAGGUGGAGCCCAUCUUCGACGGCCUUCUCGGCUUCGGAACCGAGGAGCCGCUCGGUUUCAUCCCCGACCAUGCGGCGCCGGUCGAACUCCUGGAUGAAGACGUGGACGACGCCCUUCUCGUCUCGGGGUUCGACGACUUCGCCGACGACGAUCUCUAUGGUGACAUCGGCGACUAUUUCGCUUCCGAGCCGCUCCCCUCCGUCUGACCCUUCGCUGCGCGUCGCCGGAGGCCGAUCACUGCCGCACUACCAAAAUAAUCCAUUUUGCCUUUUGUCGUUUCCUUUUUUUUUUAAUUUUUAUUUUUUUUGUGGUCAGUUUCCCAUUUUUUUCUCGAGACAAAUUAAUGUAAAAAAAUCAUUAAAUCCACCUUUUUGUUUUGGGAAAAAUCAGUGUGCGCCAGA
Messenger RNA from Zingiber officinale, 1328 nucleotides. Its product is annotated as ethylene-responsive transcription factor CRF2-like. The record is from RefSeq and is a predicted model, not a curated record. The transcript has 2 exons. Gene Ontology annotation, molecular function: DNA-binding transcription factor activity; DNA binding. Bases 174 to 1133 code for a protein of 319 amino acids. Gene Ontology annotation, biological process: regulation of DNA-templated transcription. NCBI's taxonomy places the organism in Eukaryota, Viridiplantae, Streptophyta, Magnoliopsida, Zingiberales, Zingiberaceae.